Dovyalis caffra is the source of this 5034-nucleotide messenger RNA. Lineage: Eukaryota; Viridiplantae; Streptophyta; Magnoliopsida; Malpighiales; Salicaceae. The record is from the annotation of a GenBank genome assembly.
AUGUAUUGGCGGGAAAGAUCUGGUGUCAGGCAUACUAAUGUUUUAUUAAGGGGAGCAGUUUUUCGGACUUUCAGCAUCAACUUUUUCACGUAUGGUUUCCCGGUCUCAUUGUUUGCUCUUUCCUACUGGAGUUUCCAUUUUGCCAGUAUUUGUGCAUUUGGAUUACUUGCAUAUGUUGGCUACAUUGUCUAUGCCUUCCCUUCUGUGUUUCGUUUGCAUCGCUUAAAUGGGCUGCUUCUUGUCUUCAUUCUCUUUUGGGCGGUUAGCACAUAUAUUUUCAACAUUGCUUUUCCACUCUUGAGUUGGAAACUUGGGAAGGACAUGGAAAUAUGGGACAUGGUUGGGUUAUGGCAUUAUUCCAUUCCUGGAUUUUUUUUGCUAGCACAAUUUUGUCUGGGCAUUUUGGUUGCUCUGGGUAAUCUUGUGAACAACUCUGUUUUCCUCUACAUGUCUGAUGAGGGUAAUGGAUCUUCUAAUGACAACUCAACUGUAGAAGCAGAAGAAGACACCAAGGUAUUGAUUGUGGCCACAAUUGCAUGGGGACUACGAAAAUGUUCUCGGGCUAUUAUGCUGGUGCUGAUCUUCCUCAUUGCCAUGAAACCUGGAAUUAUCCAUGCUGUAUAUAGCAGAAAAAUCCGUCAGCCACUGAUUCUUCUGUGUGAAGUUCACUUUGCAAUGCUGUAUAUUCUUGAGAUUAAUCUAAUCUCUCAUGCUUUGGAGCGAAAGGGCUCCUUAACAAUGGAAAUUUUGCUGCAGUUAGGGCUUCUUAAACGUCACAGUUCCUGGGAUUUCUUGGAAAUAGCUCUCCUUGCUUGCUUCUGUGCCAUUCAUAACCAUGAGAGUAGGAUAGCAUCAUUCCUUGGUGCAAUUGGACAGAAGUUUCUCUCUACUUAUCGAUCAUGCGGAACCUACGUUGCUUUUCUGACUAUUCUUCUCACAGUGUACCUAGUAAAACCCAAUUAUAUAUCAUUUGGGUAUAUUUUCCUUCUUCUUGUGUGGAUAACUGGAAGGCAGCUUGUUGAGAAAACGAAAAGGCGUUUGUGGUUUCCCUUAAAAGCAUAUGCGGUCAUGGUGUUUGUCUUUGUCUAUAGUUUGAGCAGUUUCCCCAGCUUUGAGACAUGGAUGUCCAGGUUAAUAGAUCUGCUUUUUUAUUUGGGCUACAACUCACAAGCUUCGUCAUUGAAAAAUAUUUGGGACUCUUUAGCAGUCUUAAUAGUGAUGCAACUUUAUAGCUAUGAGAGGAGACAGAGCAAGUAUAAUAGGUUGCAUGAUCCUGAUGCAUUGGAUUCUGGAGUAUUUGGGUUCAUCAAACGGUUUCUGAUCUGGCAUAGCCAGAAGAUCUUGUUUAUUGCAUUAUUUUAUGCUUCUUUAUCUCCAAUCAGUGCUUUCGGCUUUGUAUAUUUACUUGGACUUCUAGUCUGUUCAACUUUACCUAAAGCUUCUCGGAUCCCAUCCAAAUCAUUUUUACUCUACACAGGAUUUCUAGUGACAACUGAGUAUCUGUUUCAGAUGUGGGGUAAACAGGCCGGAAUGUUUCCAGGACAAAAGCACUCUGAGUUGUCCCUUUUCUUGGGUUUCUGUGCAUACAAGCCCGGUUUUUGGGGCCUUGAGUCUGGCUUGAGGGGAAAAGUGCUGGUGAUUGCUGCUUGCACACUUCAGUACAAUGUCUUUCGUUGGUUAGCUAAGAUGCCAAAUAUUUGUCAAAAUAAUGGAAAGUGGGAAGAGCCUUGUCCAUUGUUUGUGUCAGAUGAAGAUGCCUUCAUGAAUGGUUCCAUUGCCAAUGAUGAAAAUAAACCACUGCCAUAUCGUAGCAUGCCAUCCUUAAAAGGAGAGGGAUUUAUUAGCAACUCGUUGCCAUCAGUCACUACUGGUCUCACUCAAGCACCUGAUCUGGUGUCCAAUAAAACGGGGAGCUUUGAGGGUAGUGGCACCAGUAAAUUUUCAUUUGGAUUUAACUGGGGAAGCACCAAAGAAAGUCAUAAGUGCAAUAAGAAAAGGAUUCUUGCAUUGAAAAAGGAAAGACUCAAAACACAGAUGACUCUCUUAAAAAUAUAUUUGAAGUUCUGGAUAGAAAAUACGUUCAACCUCUUUGGCCUUGAGAUAAACAUGAUCGCGCUACUUCUUGCCAGUUUUGCAUUGUUGAAUGCCAUCUCUAUGCUAUAUAUUGCAUUACUUGCUGCUUGUAUUCUCUUAAAACGGCGCAUUAUACGGAAAUUAUGGCCUGUAUUUGUCUUCUUGUUUGCUUCGAUUCUCACCCUUGAGUAUUUUGCCAUCUGGAAGAGCAUGUUUCCUUUAAAUCAAAAUAUCCCAAGUGAGACAGAUGCACACUGCCACAAGUGCUGGGAAAGUUCUGCUCUACUUGUUAUACUGAAGAAGAGGAACAAGGUUUUCAGAUUCUUGCGCAUAUAUAACUUUGCUAUUAUUGUUCUUUCGCUGGCCUAUCAAUCUCCUUUUGUGGGGGUAUUUAGUUCUGGGAAAUUUGAGACUAUAGAAUACAUAUAUGAAAUGAUUGGAUUUUACAAGUAUGACUAUGGGUUUCGGAUUACUGCGAGAUCUGCACUUGUGGAGAUUAUCAUAUUUAUGCUGGUUUCCCUUCAGUCAUAUAUGUUCUCCUCCAGUGAGUUUGAUUAUAUUGCACGAUAUCUUGAAGCAGAGCAAAUUGGUGCAAUUGUGCGUGAGCAAGAGAAGAAAGCUGCAUGGAAAACAGCACAGUUACUAUAUAUACGUGAAUCUGAGGAGAAAAAACGCCAGCGUAAUUUGCAAGUGGAGAAGAUGAAAUCUGAGAUGCUUAACCUGCAAAUCCAGCUUCACGGCAUGAACUCAACUGUUAAUGGUGGCAGCAGUUCCCCUGGUAGUGAUGGCCUGAGGAGGAGGAGGAGCACUCCUCGUAUUUUAGAUAGGGAUUCUGGGAGCCCAGAAAAAGGCGAAGGAACCCUUGGGAAAGAAGAGCAGAUCAUUACAGAUGAUCCAAUGUUACAUUUUGAAGUGCAUGAAUCUCGUAGUUUGAAUGCAGAAAAUCCAGCAUUAAUAGAAUCUCGGAAGUAUUCUGCAGAACCUCCUCUUUGUGAGAUCACAGAGAUCAUGCAGGAGUCAACUGAUAGCUUACUUUCUGAUUCUGGCAAAAAAGGGACGUCCCAGUCAAAGGAAAACCCUUUGAUAUCUGCAGUACAGCUGAUAGGUGAUGGUGUUUCCCAGGUACAAUCUAUUGGAAAUCAGGCAGUUAACAACCUUGUCAGCUUCUUAAACAUCGAACCAGAAGAUUUAGAUAUCAAUGAACCCUCCUCUGCUGAAAAUAUGGCGUAUGACGAAAUGGAGAGCCAGAAGACUAAGCGCAUGAGUUUUGACCGUUCAUCUUCUCUGCAGUCCGAUAUGAGUUCUGAAGCUACUAGUCUGCAGAUAGGAAGGAUCUUCCGUCAUAUAUGGUCCCAAAUGCAAUCGAAUAAUGAUAUUGUGUGCUAUGCUUGUUUUCUUCUCGUUUUUCUAUGGAACUUCAGCUUGCUUUCAAUGGUGUAUCUUGCUGCUCUCUUCUUGUAUGCUCUAUGUGUAAACACUGGUCCGAGCUAUUUCUUCUGGGUUAUCAUGCUAAUCUACACUGAAGUUUACAUUUUGGUUCAGUAUCUCUACCAAAUUAUCAUCCAGCACAGUAAAAUGAGUAUUGAUCCAGUCCUACUUCGUGAGUUGGGAGUUCCUGCACAUAAAAUUACAUCAUCCUUUGUCAUCAGUUCCUUGCCUCUUUUUCUUGUCUACUUGUUUACCCUCCUACAGAGCUCAAUAACUGCAAAAGAUGGUGAAUGGAUUCCAUCUACCGACAGUAAGUCCCGUAGAAGUUCUCUCCAUAGAAAAGAGGUUCCAGUGAGUUACAGCUGGAGCGACAGGGCACAGGAGCUGUUGCAUUUAAUGAGCAAUAUGGUAAAAUCAAAAACAAGAAGCUUCUUUAGGUACUGGAAAUCAUUGAUACAGGGAGCAGAGUCUCCGCCAUAUUUUGUCCAGGUGUUUUUGGAUGUCCGCUUGUGGCCAGAAGAUGGAAUUCAGCCAGAGAGAAUAGAGUCUGGAAUAAACCAAUUGCUUAAAAUGGUUCAUGAAGAGAGAUGCAAGGAAAGAAACCCCAAACUUUGCCCUUUUACUAGUAGGGUUCGUGUCCAAAGCAUUGAAAGAAGUCAAGAGAAUCCAAACGUAGCCUUGGUUGUUUUUGAGGUGGAAUAUGCCUCCCCUUUGACAAGCUGUGCUUCAGCUGAAUGGUACAAGUCACUAACACCAGCAGCUGAUGUAGCAAAGGAGCUUCUGAAAGCACAGCAUGCUGGGUUUGUUGAAGAUAUUGGAUUUCCAUACACUAUUGUCUCUGUAAUUGGAGGAGGCAAACGAGAAGUUGAUCUUUAUGCCUACAUAUUUGGUGCAGAUUUGAGUGUUUUCUUCUUGGUUGCAAUUUUCUACCAAUCUGUGAUAAAGAAUAAAAGUGAAUUUCUUGAUGUUUAUCAGCUUGAAGAUCAGUUUCCAAAAGAAUUUGUGUUUAUCUUAAUGAUCAUCUUUUUCCUGAUUGUUCUGGACCGCAUAAUUUACCUCUGUUCAUUUGCUACCGGAAAGGUGAUCUUCUAUAUUUUCAACCUCGUUCUCUUCACAUAUUCAGUUACAGAGUAUGCUUGGCACUUGGAACAUUCCCAAAAUGCUGCAGGACUAGCACUCCGUGCUAUAUUUCUUGCAAAAGCAGUUUCUCUAGCACUACAAGCCAUACAAAUUCGUCAUGGGAUUCCUCAUAAGAGCACCUUGUAUCGGCAGUUUUUAACCAGCAAAGUUUCGCGAAUCAAUUACCUUUGCUAUAGACUUUAUCGUGCUCUGCCCUUUCUUUACGAAUUGCGAUGUGUACUGGACUGGUCGUGUACAACAACGUCACUAACCAUGUAUGAUUGGUUGAAGUUGGUCACCCACCCCCACCCCCCUCCCCUCCGGCCCAGCCCGGCAUAUAGAUUAAUUGGAAAGAGAAAUCUUUCUACUUCUGUCGAUGCCGAGUAUCUUACUGAAGUUGAAGUUAGCCAUUGA